Molecule: messenger RNA, 1503 nt
Organism: Cuscuta epithymum
Lineage: Eukaryota; Viridiplantae; Streptophyta; Magnoliopsida; Solanales; Convolvulaceae
Source: the annotation of a GenBank genome assembly
GGAAGUUCCAAAAGCAGUCUACCAGGUCACAGAACCACAAAAGGCAGCAAUAUUAAAAUGGCUUGCGUCUCAGAAGUUUCCAGAUGGCUACUGCUCCAACUUGUCUAGAUGCGUAGACAUGAACAAACUUACCACGACGACGAGCAUGAAAACUCACGAUGCUCAUGUAAUAAUGCAAAGACUUCUACCAAUUGCACUAAAAGAGAUGCUCCCUGAACACGUAUGGUCCUGCAUUACUGAAAUCAGUUUGUUGUUUCAAUCGAUAUGUUCCAGCGUUUUGGAUGCGGCAUCCCUCCGGAGACUACAAGAGUCUGUUCCCAUUCUGAUGUGUAAUCUGGAAAAAAUAAUGCCACCAUCGUUUUUCGAUACAAUGGAACAUCUCAUUAUACAUCUUCCGUAUGAGGCUUUGACUGCUGGGCCCGUCUUCUAUCGGUGGAUGUACAGAUUUGAAAGGUUAGUCACAAUUUCAUUUAAAAAAAGAUUAUUUAUUUCACAAUAACUAUUAACAUGUGUAUUAUUGCAUUAUUGCAGAUUUCUAGGAGAGCUGAAAAAGAAAGUGACCAACAAGGCACACGUUGAGGCUUCAAUUUGUCAAGCGUAUCUUCAACAAGAAAUCUCAACGUUCUCGUCUUUUUACUUCGAGCGUGAAGUCAUCACCAGAAGGAAGAGACCUGCCCGGAACGAUGAUAUUGGCGAGGAUUUAUAUGAAAAUGUAGUUUCCAUCUUCAAUUACCCAGGCAGAGGUAAAGGUGCUGCGACACAACGAUACAUCCUGGGUGGGGAAUUGCAAAUUGCGCAUACUUAUAUCCUCAUGAAUUGUCCAGAAAUCUCACCGUUUUAUCAGUAAGUUAAAUUUGUAGUUAUAAUUGUAAUACUUAUAAAUUAAAUUUGUAGUUAAUUUAUAGUUUUUUUUUUUUAUUUUUGACUUCACAGUGAAUUCCGAGCUUCUUUAUCAGCCUUUCCUGAGAAUGAAAUAGAUGCGUUGGUGGACUCUGAUUUUGUAAAUUGGUACAAGUAUCAGAUCAAUAGUCGUGGGAUUGUCGACCCUUUGUUAGUAUCAUUAGCGUGGGGCCCAGGUGCCAGUGCCAAAGUGUGGCGGCAAUAUGUGAUAAACGGUUACACAUAUCACACAGCCGAUUACGGAGAGGGCCGACCAACAACGAACAGCGGGUUAUGUGUCCCGACCAUCGGUUAUGAUAACUCGGAAACCAGUUUUUUUGGUGUCCUGCAGGAGAUUCUGGAACUUGAGAUGCCUUCUUGUGCGAAAAAAUUGACAUGCGUUCUGUUCCGUUGCACAUGGGUCGACCCCACACGUGGCGUGCGCAAAAAUCCGAAGUAUAAUAUGAUUGACGUCAACCUCUCUCGUGUGUACCCAAAAAAUGAGCCUUUCAUACUCGCCCAACAAGCAGCGCAGAUUUAUUAUGCAGAAUAUCCUUCAACAAGGCGGACACAGAAUCCUUGGGUGUGUGCAUGUCCUGUCCGUCCGAACAAAAUAAAAUCACA